Messenger RNA from Neurospora crassa OR74A, 2010 nucleotides. Its product is annotated as glycerophosphoryl diester phosphodiesterase. Gene Ontology annotation, molecular function: phosphoric diester hydrolase activity. Bases 670 to 1728 code for a protein of 352 amino acids. The record is from RefSeq and is a predicted model, not a curated record. Lineage: Eukaryota; Fungi; Ascomycota; Sordariomycetes; Sordariales; Sordariaceae. Gene Ontology annotation, biological process: lipid metabolic process. The transcript has 6 exons.
CGACUUCUUCUUGCCGCCGUGUGUGAAGUACACCAUGAACUCCUCCCUCCACGAUAAAGAAAAAUCAUAUGUUUUCGGCUAUCGAAAAGAGACACCUAUGAUUGACGAACUGGCCAUGAUUUUCGAUCGGGAUUACACCGAUAGUGUGGGAAGUGCGGCCAGGGGAACCACCUGGGCGCAUGUCCCUUCUUUCCACUUUGCAUGCAUUACACUACUCGCCGUUUCUGUCCGCUUGCGGCCCCAAAAGUAGCCCGGCCGCAACGAUGCCUACCGGCCGGCCUGAAAGUCUGGAACAGUGGUCCAAGUUUCAGAUGAACUGUCCAGGUCGUGUUUGAGCUUCAACCUACACAGUAAAAAUUUCGAGGAUCACCAUUCCAAGCCUGUUAGUGUACGGUCGAUCCGGGGCUACCAGUUGCCGCUUGCCUGCCUGCCGCUGGUUUGGUAAAAGUGGCUGAGGUGUGAAUAACGAUACUACCUUUACUCAGGGCAGAUCUUCUCUUGGGGUAACUUUCCAACCACAUCUUACCUUUGAACCCCUUAGUUUUGCCAUUUAACCCAUCUUCCCACGAUCGACUUUCAGUAAAACCAUACCGUGAAGGGCAAACUUGAUCAUACAUUUGCAACGAACGUUGUUAGUCGGAAGGAUCUGAACGAUUUGGUCGCCAGGACAUGUCGCACUUACAGACACAUUCAGGGGAAGAAUCCCCACAGGCAACAGAACCUCUUACUCGUACCCCUUCCAAUUCCGGAUCAAACACCACUACAGCCAACGGCAAUGGACAGAAACCUGCGGGACCACGGCUUCCUCAAGCGAUCGCGCAUCGUGGGUACAAAGCCGCUUUCCCCGAAAACUCCAUGGGAGCUUUCCAAGGAGCUGUGGACGUCGGUGCACAUGCGAUCGAGACUGAUUUGCACUUGACCAAAGAUGGGGUUGUCGUACUCGUACAUGAUCCGUCCCUUAAACGAUGUUUUGGCAUAGACAAAAAGGUUUCGGAAUGUGACUGGGACUACUUGAGUACGUUGAGGACUAUCAGGGAGCCACAGCAAUCAAUCCCGAGGUUGCAAGAUCUGCUAGAGUAUCUAGGGCAACCUGGCUUAGAGUCGGUGUGGGUGUUGUUGGAUAUUAAGAUCGACGACGAUCCGGACGUCUUACUGAGCACCACAAUCAAAACGAUUGAAUCUGUAUCAACGACACGAGCCUGGAAUGAGAGAGUAGUCCUCGGUUGCUGGAAUGAAAAUUACAUCAACGUAGCUAAAUCCUACUUUCCCUCCUACCGAUUCGCCUACAUCGGCUUCUCUCUCCCUUACGCAUCCCGUUUCCUCUCCGAAGCCCACUCCAACGUCGACUUUAACCUCAUGCAGCACAUGCUCGUCGGUCCCAUCGGCGCCCGCUUCAUCAGCAAGAUCCGCAAGGCGCAACGGAAGCUCUACAUUUGGACGGUUAACGAGGAACGGUGGAUGGAAUGGGGGAUACGGAAGGGGGUGGAUGGGGUCAUCACGGAUGAUCCAAAGUUGUUUCUGGAGGUUUGUGAGAGGUGGUCAGAGAAAGAAAAAGAGCAAGUAGGGUCAGGUUCAAACAGGGGAGGAGAAUUGAAGAAUGUCAAGAUGCAUGUAAAUGCGUUCAUGCUGCAGAUCUUGGCGGUUAUGUUUAUUUGGGUUUAUUGGCCAAGGUUGGCAACGAAGGGAAAGAGGAAACAGGAUAAGGAAGGGCCUACGACGUUAGUAUGAAUAAAGCGUGGCUGAUGAACAAGUGGUGGUGUUUGGGGAGACGAGGUAAUGAUUAAUGGGGGGUGGGGUUUUGACUUUUGCCUUCUGUUUCAUGAUCAGUAGAUGUAGACGUUGUUUCUCGGACAGGAUAGAUUGCCGACGUGAGGUCGAUUUCGGGACGCUUGGGAUGUUUGGUUCAGAUCGGUAGCUUUCUCGUCCAAGCGGGAGAGGUAUUCUACAGGAGCGGUUCCGCGGUAUGUAUCUCAAUGGAUGUGUUACUUUUAUCCUUCCUCGGAACCAACG